CGACAUCAGAGAAUACAGAAUAGCCUUCACUUGCAUUCAACCAAAACUGACGCUUUUGUUAUUCUUCGAGUCUCUGAGAGAGAUGUGUGGAGGCGCUAUCAUCUCUGACUUCAUUCUCCUUUUUGAGACUUCUAAUAUCCUCAGGGUUUUUUGGGAGAAUUGGCUAAAAAAUGGGUCUACCACAGCGAAAUCUGUGGCAUUCCAAGUUCGAGCUGAGAAAUUUGCAAAUAGGAAGAGGAAAAAUCAGUAUAGGGGAAUCCGUCAACGCCCUUGGGGAAAAUGGGCAGCUGAGAUUCGGGAUCCUAGAAAGGGGGUUCGUGUCUGGCUUGGAACCUUCAACACUGCUGAAGAAGCUGCAAGAGCUUAUGAUGCUGAAGCACGGAGGAUUCGUGGCAAGAAAGCCAAGGUGAAUUUUCCUGAGGAGGCACCAGGUACUUCUGUAAAACGUUCCAAGGUAAAUCCACAGGAAAAUCUGAGUCACAAGUUCGGUGCUGGCAACAAUCACAUGGAUCUGGUGGAACAGAAACCCCUAGUUAAUCAGUAUGCUAACAUGGCUUCCUUCCCUGGAAGUGGAAAUGGGCUCACAUCCCUUCCGUCAUCUGAUGAUGUCACCCUUUACUUCAGUUCAGAUCAGGGGAGUAAUUCAUUUGGGUGGAGUGAACAGGGCCCCAAAACUCCUGAGAUCUCAUCCAUGCUUUCUGCUCCUUUGGAUUGUGAAUCUCAUUUUGUGCAAAAUGCCAACCAGCAGCCUAACUCUCAGAAUGUGGUAUCUAUGGAAGAUGAUUCUGCAAAGAGACUCUCUGAGGAGCGUGUGGAUAUCGAAUCUGAGUUGAAGUUCUUUCAGAUGGCUUAUCUUGAAGGGAGCUGGGGCGAUACUUCGUUGGAAUCCUUGCUAUCUGGUGACACAACUCAGGAUGGUGGAAACCUCAUGAACCUUUGGAGCUUUGAUGACAUUCCUUCCAUGUCUAGCGGAGUUUUCUGAACAGCUUUUUCUUUGGUCUUCCUGUGUAUAAAUAAAGCUACAAAUUAUUUUUCAUUUUCCUUCUGGGUUCAUUAAUUUUGUUUUUGGUUUUUGUUGCAUUUAUUGCUCUCUUGUUGGACACAUCUCCAUGUGUCUGAAAAAAAAAGAAUGUUAUUUCCAUUUCUGUUGCCUUCUGGAAUGGUUGUCAUCUGUGUUGAAGAUGGAGUUAAAACAAUUUAUUUAGGUGCUCUUUGCCUUGUCAAAGACCUUAGUUUUGGGGAAUCUCGAUUGAUGUUCGAGGGUGAUUAUAUA
Glycine soja is the source of this 1273-nucleotide messenger RNA. Its product is annotated as ethylene-responsive transcription factor RAP2-2-like. Bases 83 to 982 code for a protein of 299 amino acids. Gene Ontology annotation, molecular function: DNA binding; DNA-binding transcription factor activity. The transcript has 2 exons. Gene Ontology annotation, biological process: ethylene-activated signaling pathway; regulation of DNA-templated transcription. NCBI's taxonomy places the organism in Eukaryota, Viridiplantae, Streptophyta, Magnoliopsida, Fabales, Fabaceae. The record is from RefSeq and is a predicted model, not a curated record.